Saccharomyces paradoxus is the source of this 1113-nucleotide messenger RNA. It is a transcript of the gene GLN1, whose product is annotated as glutamate--ammonia ligase. Gene Ontology annotation, molecular function: glutamine synthetase activity. NCBI's taxonomy places the organism in Eukaryota, Fungi, Ascomycota, Saccharomycetes, Saccharomycetales, Saccharomycetaceae. Bases 1 to 1113 code for a protein of 370 amino acids. Gene Ontology annotation, cellular component: cytoplasm. The transcript has a single exon. The record is from RefSeq and is a predicted model, not a curated record.
AUGGCUGAAACAAGUAUUGAAAAGACUCAAAUUUUACAAAAAUAUCUAGAGCUCGACCAAAGAGGUAGAAUAAUGGCCGAAUAUGUUUGGAUCGAUGGUACUGGUAACUUACGUUCCAAAGGUAGAACUUUAAAGAAGAGAAUCACGUCCAUCGACCAAUUGCCAGAAUGGAACUUCGAUGGUUCUUCCACUAACCAAGCGCCAGGCCACGACUCCGACAUCUAUUUGAAGCCUGUUGCUUACUACCCAGAUCCUUUCAGAAGAGGUGACAACAUCGUUGUCUUGGCCGCAUGUUAUAACAAUGACGGUACUCCAAACAAGUUUAACCACAGACACGAAGCUGCCAAGCUGUUUGCUGCCCAUAAGGAUGAAGAAAUCUGGUUCGGUCUAGAACAAGAAUACACUCUGUUUGACAUGUAUGACGAUGUCUACGGAUGGCCAAAGGGUGGGUACCCAGCUCCACAAGGUCCUUACUACUGUGGUGUUGGUGCCGGUAAGGUUUACGCCAGAGAUAUGAUUGAAGCUCACUACAGAGCUUGUCUAUAUGCCGGAUUAGAACUUUCCGGUAUUAAUGCCGAAGUUAUGCCAUCUCAAUGGGAAUUCCAAGUCGGUCCAUGUACCGGUAUUGACAUGGGUGACCAAUUAUGGAUGGCCAGAUACUUUUUGCACAGAGUGGCUGAAGAAUUCGGUAUCAAGAUUUCAUUCCAUCCAAAGCCAUUGAAGGGUGACUGGAACGGUGCCGGCUGUCACACUAACGUUUCCACCAAGGAAAUGAGACAACCAGGUGGUAUGAAAUACAUUGAACAAGCGAUCGAAAAGUUGUCCAAGAGACACGCUGAACACAUUAAAUUGUACGGUAGCGAUAACGACAUGAGAUUGACUGGUAGACACGAAACUGCUUCCAUGACUGCCUUUUCUUCUGGUGUCGCCAACAGAGGUAGCUCGAUCAGAAUUCCAAGAUCUGUUGCCAAGGAAGGUUACGGUUACUUUGAAGAUCGUAGACCAGCUUCCAACAUUGACCCAUACUUGGUUACCGGUAUCAUGUGUGAGACUGUUUGCGGUGCUAUUGACAACGCCGACAUGACUAAGGAAUUUGAAAGAGAAUCCUCAUAA